GGUGGUUCUGUUGAUGUGUUGAAACUAGUGCAAAUGAGUACUAUAGAAGAGGAUUACAAGCCUCCAGUAGAAUUUCAAGUGGAUGCCAAGGACCCUCUUGUUGACAUCUCUUUGACAGAUUCGACUGAGCUUUGGCUCAUCCAAUGGCCGAUUAAUCAACCUCCUGAUUUUGAUGGGCAAGAGGUGUCGCUAAAGCUCCAUCAUGAUGGACAGUUAGGCAGCUUUGAGAGUUCCUCUGGAAAAUCAUAUAAAUUGGUUAGCUUUGCAGCACAAGAACCAGAUGCUACAGUUUUCCUAUCCUCCCCGUCAGAGUCGAAAGUUGUCGGAAAGAUUUCACGUCGGGUUUCUUUAGUCCAUUACCCAGAACCUACAGAGUUGGAGAAACCCAUUGCUAAUCAUCCAAGCCGAUUGAGUCAGAGAUCGGGGACUUCCACCUAUACAUCCCAUCCCAUGGCAACUCCAACCCAUAGUCGCAAACAGAGAAGCCCACACUCGAGGAGUGGAAUGUCACAUAGUAUUGCAACGCCAUCAGUUAGUAGUAGACAUAAAAAUCCAUUGAUUGAAAAUGAGGUGCCAUCAAGAGGUGCGAAGAAAAGGAUUACUGUGGAGACCACAACAUCCAUGGAUCGUUCAACCCGAGAUUCAGGAGCAGGUCGGAGUGAUGUUACUUCUUUGGGUUCCUCUGAAAAUUCUCAUCGAAGAAAAUCGAGGAAGACUAGUAAAGAUGAGCAGUGAUUUUGUUUGCCCCCAGGUCUUGCUUGGUAACAAAUGACCUAUGUACCUUGGGGCUGCAAAUGCAAACGCUUCUUUGAGGAGCCCAAACAUGGCAGUGUCGUGUGCUAAUAUUUUUAUCCCUGUUUAUUGAGAAGUUUAUAUUGUUCAGGUGGUUCCAUGUUCAGUUUUCAGUUUUCAGUUGUAUCAGAUCUCCUCAAUGGGGUUGGAUGGUUGAACACAACGUUU
Molecule: messenger RNA, 960 nt
Organism: Telopea speciosissima
Lineage: Eukaryota; Viridiplantae; Streptophyta; Magnoliopsida; Proteales; Proteaceae
Product: mediator-associated protein 2
Exons: 4
Coding region: 34-735 (233 amino acids)
Source: RefSeq, a predicted model, not a curated record